This is a messenger RNA of Gossypium raimondii (Peruvian cotton), 1391 nucleotides long. Its product is annotated as GDSL esterase/lipase At5g14450. The transcript is spliced from 5 exons. Bases 24 to 1181 code for a protein of 385 amino acids. Gene Ontology annotation, molecular function: hydrolase activity, acting on ester bonds. The record is from RefSeq and is a predicted model, not a curated record. Lineage: Eukaryota; Viridiplantae; Streptophyta; Magnoliopsida; Malvales; Malvaceae.
AAGUGGAUUUUUCAGAAUUUGCAAUGGUGUUUGCAAGACUUAUCUUUGCUGGGAUAUUGAUUUCAUUGCUUUCGAAUAGGGUGGCUGCCAUGGCCGCGGAUUUACCACCUUGCAAGUUCAAAGCAAUUUACAACUUCGGUGAUUCAAAUUCCGACACCGGAGCUAUAUCAGCCGCCAUUUUCCCUCGCCAAUGGCCCAACGGUGAAACCUUCUUUCGAAAGCCAGCUGGAAGAGUCUGCGAUGGGCGACUUAUAAUUGAUUUCAUUGCUGAACGCCUUGGAUUGCCGUUGUUGAGUUCGUAUUUGGAUUCAAUCGGAUCAAACUUCCGGCACGGGGCUAAUUUUGCGGCAGGUGGAUCAACCAUAGUUCCUCAAAACAAAACUAUAGCUGAGAGUGGAUUAAGUCCAUUUGCUCUUAAUGUUCAGAUAUUUCAAUUCGAUCAAUUCAAGGCACGAACUUCAGAUCUUUACAAAGAAAAGAAAAAACAUUCAUGUAGAAACCAGGUUCUUCCUCGAUCUAAGGAGUUCGGAGAUGCACUGUAUGCGGUGGAUAUAGGGCAAAAUGACAUUGCUUACGGACUCCGGACGGUCGGUGAUGCGCAGCUUCUCGCAUCCAUUCCCGACAUCAUUACACAAUUGGUUCUGGCAGUGCAGCACCUAUAUACACAAGGAGCAAGAACGUUUUGGAUACACAAUACAGGCCCAAUUGGUUGCUUGCCCUCUACUUUGCUCACCAUCACCAAUCCUCCCCCUGGGUUUCUCGACAACCAUGGAUGUGUCAAAUCCCAAAACGACAUCGCCCAAGAGUUCAACAGGCAGCUCAAAAGUAGAGUUAUGAAGCUUAGGACAGAUCUCCCACAUGCUGCAAUCACAUAUGUUGAUAUCUAUGCCGCAAAAUAUGGACUCAUCAGCAGCUCUAAACAACAUGGGUUUGUUGAAGCACGAAAGAUAUGCUGUGGGUAUCACAAGAAUGGAAUCGAUGUGGGAUGUGGGGGAAUAUUAGCCUUACCAAAUGGGACUCAAAUUUCUGGACCUUCAUGUGAAGACCCUUCAACAUAUAUCAGCUGGGAUGGUGUCCACUACACUGAGGCUGCCAAUCAUUGGAUUGCAAGUCGUUUAAUGAAUGGGUCAUUUUCAGAUCCUCCUGUUCCAAUCACCCAUGCUUGUUACACUACUUCAUGAACCAUCAUCUCCUUUACUGUACACGUACUUGGAUUCAUAUCAAAAUAUCAGCACGUACCGGUAUCUAUUCGAUAAAAUGUUGUUUUAAAAUUAAUCAAGAGGUAGUUUAGUAUUGCAAUUGUAAUUGAAAAUUAUAAAUAAGGUCAUUAAUGUCCAAUAAAUUUGAGCUUAGUAAUUUGAAUUAUUGAUAGAAACGAUUUUAAUUCUUAA